AAUAUAGUUCCAUUACACUACAAACAAACAAUUUUGGAUCUGGAAGUGAUUUUGCAGCUAAACAAGCACUAAUUCUUCUCACCAAUGGCGCGAACCAAGCAAACUGCGCGUAAAUCCACGGGAGGCAAGGCUCCGAGGAAGCAACUGGCCACCAAGGCAGCCAGAAAAUCUGCUCCGGCAACCGGCGGCGUGAAGAAGCCUCACCGCUUCAGGCCGGGAACAGUUGCGCUCAGAGAGAUCAGAAAGUACCAAAAGAGCACCGAAUUGCUGAUCAGAAAACUUCCGUUCCAGCGUUUGGUGCGAGAAAUCGCUCAGGAUUUCAAAACGGAUCUCCGUUUCCAGAGCAGUGCGGUUUCUGCUCUGCAGGAAGCUGCGGAGGCUUAUCUUGUUGGACUCUUCGAAGACACAAACCUUUGCGCCAUUCAUGCCAAGCGCGUCACCAUUAUGCCCAAGGACAUCCAACUUGCUCGCAGAAUCAGGGGCGAGAGAGCUUGAGUUUUCAUAAUCUUCUGUCUCUGUUAGGAUUGUUUAGACUGUCUUUAAUCAUGGAUUCAGUUGCUUAAAUGUAGAUGAAAGAAAAUGAAGGGUUUCUAGUUAAAAUUGAAAUUGUCUCCAUUGAUUAUUAUUUAUUUAUCUUUCCAUUUUAUGCAGAACUGUUAUAUCUUAUUUAUUGAAUUACAAAGUUUUCAUA
Messenger RNA from Vigna unguiculata (cowpea), 691 nucleotides. RefSeq names its product histone H3.2. Gene Ontology annotation, molecular function: DNA binding; protein heterodimerization activity; structural constituent of chromatin. Lineage: Eukaryota; Viridiplantae; Streptophyta; Magnoliopsida; Fabales; Fabaceae. Gene Ontology annotation, cellular component: nucleosome. The record is from RefSeq and is a predicted model, not a curated record.